Messenger RNA from Chara braunii, 2525 nucleotides. Lineage: Eukaryota; Viridiplantae; Streptophyta; Charophyceae; Charales; Characeae. The record is from the annotation of a GenBank genome assembly.
UUUAGGUGGCUCCCAGGGACUCUUAGUUGACUCCUAGACCUCCCAAGCACUUGGCUAUGGUUGGUGUCAACAAGUUGACGCGAGGUGGUGGCCGCCUCAUUCCCAUGCAAGGGAUGCAGCGGAAUGACGAGAGAGUGCCAACGAAACUGCCGCCAGCGUUUGGAGUGUCAUUCAACCUGAGCUGCUGGGUGCAACAUGAAGGAGCAGGAACAGGCUCUGGCAGCCGGCCACAACAGCAGCCAGCAGCACGAAAGAGAGCUAAGGAAAGUUGUAACAACAGUGACAGCAACAGGAGAUACUGCUGUAGCAGGAAUAUAAAGAACCAGACCAAGAUGACCAGGUCUUCUAUCAGUGAUACAAGGAUAGCAACCAGACAGCAACGAGCGAGUCAACAUAGACUGCAGAUUAGAACAGGAGCGGCUCCUGUUGCUAGUCCAGCAAGACCAGCAACGAGAUUAAAUAGAUUGAGAUGGAGACGGAAACGGACAGUGGCAAGAGCAGUCCGUCUGGCAAGACAGAGCAGGAAUGCUCAACCCGAGGGGCUUCCCAAUGGAGACAGCGUGGCCACGGUAGAGCCUACCCCAAGAUCAACCACGACAACAGUUUCAUCAGCAACCCCAAGGAACUCUUCUGCAGCUGUGAGGAGCUCAUGUCGAGUCAGAACACGGACUGCCACAACUGCACUGCAGGGGGCCGGUGUGACUGGAACCUCUGUCGCUUUCAAAGGCCCUGGCUUCACUUUCCGAUUGACAUCCUCAGGAACUGGCACUGCCACUACUAAUGUGUCAGACAUGUCCCCCAUUGGUGCACCCAGGAACGUGGACCUGGGCCGACCAUCACGGCCUAUCGACGUGGACAACGAAGAUGAUAUGUGGCAAAUCCGCUCUUCAAGGAUGACACAAUCAAGGCUGCGGUCUGGAGUGCGCUUCACGCCUGUGUGCAUAUAUCCACCAAGUGCUUUCAGGCGAAGGGUCCGGUUUCUUUCUGCAAAUAUGCACACUGGCAUAUCCUCCGGAAUGUCUCUUCCGGUGGCAGUUGCGAUAGACGUACAGGGUCUACAAACUCCAAAUUUGUCAGGACCAAUUGAUCUUUCCUCUCCAAGUUCAUCAGAUCAAAACGGGUCACUAAAUGACUGCUUCAUCAUCAAGCAAAGGCCAGCCUUUGCGAAGAGAAGGGUACUGGACUCAUCUUCUGGGGUGAACACAGGGAUCGAGGUUGUUGGUUAUGAUUCUGCGGAGCCUGAAAAUAAUGUCAGUGAAGAAGGGGCAGAGCGGUCAGUGCAAAGCAUAUUGUGCAACGUCUGCAUGGAAGCCCUCAAGGACGCAACAUCAACAAAUUGCGGUCACAUCUUUUGCCGCCUGUGUAUCACAGAGGCAAUCAAGGCCCAGAAGAAGUGCCCAACAUGCCGCAAGCGUUUAACAGCUGCACAAACACACAGGAUAUAUAUCUGAUCAUCUGACAUGUACAAGAAACUGCAACAGUCCGACAACGAAAAGUCGUUGAGAGAGGGAAUAAAAGCACGGAAAAGGACACGUCCCUGAUUGGCAAACCGUGUCGUGCAGAAGAGAAGGGUACUGGACUCGUCUUCUGGUGUGAACACAGGGAUCGGGGUUGUUGGUUAUGAUUCUGCGGAGCCUGAAAAUAAUGUCAGUGAAGAAGGGGCAGAGCAGUCAGUGCAAAGCAUAUUGUGCAACGUCUGCAUGGAAGCCCUCAAGGACGCAACAUCGACAAAUUGCGGUCACAUCUUUUGCCGCCUGUGUAUCACAGAGGCAAUCCAGGCCCAGAAGAAAUGCCCAACAUGCCGCAAGCGUUUAACAGCUGCACAAACACACAGGAUAUAUAUCUGAUCAUCUGACAUGUACAAGAAACUGCAACAGUCUGAAGAGGAAAAGUCGUCGAGAGAGGGAAGAAAAAAAGCAAGGAAAAGGACACGUCCCUGGCGGGCGUGGUCAUUACCGGGUUCAGAUCACCCAGUUAUUUCCUUGAUCAGGUGAUAUGUAGAAGAAUUGAAAGAGGAAGAGUCACAGAAACAGGGUGUGGGAAAUAAGGAGAAGGAUAUUCCCAGGAGGAUGUGGUCAUUACCGGGUUCCCAGUCACUCAGUUAUUCCCUUGGUUGGGUCACCCAGAUUGGCAUUGUGCUACUCCAUGUUUUUCUGCUCCUGUCCAUGCUGUUGUUGUGGUCUUGUCUUUGCUUGCUCAUUGCCGUCCCCUUAUCAACCAGGUUACAAUGUUGUUAUCCAAGUAUAGAAUACAAGAAUGGCAACUAAUUGUUGUUGUUGUUGCUCCAUGCUAAUGUCGACCAUAUCCCGCACUCUCGUCUUUGGCUCACCGAUGGCUUGCUUUGUCAGUCUUCUGUUCACCCAAUGCACUCGUUUGCAAAGUUGUCUAUGAUAUGCUAGAGUGGGAAGGAAUGGCAUGCAAGGACUUCUGUCGGACAUUCACGGCAGACCUGUACCUGAAAAUGUAGGGGCAUUGAAAUAGCCCCAGGCCAUUGAUUGAGCACAAGAUUGCAUCCCAAGAGUUUC